Molecule: messenger RNA, 1383 nt
Organism: Naegleria gruberi
Lineage: Eukaryota; Heterolobosea; Eutetramitea; Acrasida; Naegleriidae
Exons: 3
Coding region: 1-1383 (460 amino acids)
Molecular function (GO): protein binding
Source: RefSeq, a predicted model, not a curated record
AUGUCUACAGCUGGCUCUCAUCGUUCUCUCAGCGCAAUGUCUAAGGAAAGUGCUGUAGGAACCACAUCAGGUAGUAAUUCAAAGCAAUCCUCACAGGCUAAUUUAAAACAAAGUAAAUCACAACGUUCUAUUAUAUCAGUCAAGACAAUUCCAUCAAUAAUAUCAACAUCAGGGGACAAGACGAAUGGAGAAAACGAUGAAGGAGAAUUGGAUAGGACAACAUCAAUAUCAACAGUUGGAUUUGAAGAUAGCUUGGAAAUAAUAACGGAAAAUGGAGCUACUGCUUUGGACGCCUUAUUUACAAAAAUAAGAAAUUCUAUUUAUUUGGAUUAUUCUGAGGAGAGGAAUCGAGUUAGAUUCAGAAAUCAAUUCAUGAAUCAUGUCAGAGAUGUAUAUAGAAAAAUGAUUUUGAAAGAGGAUUGUAAAAUACCAAGAAUUGAAAAAUUAGAGGAGGAAGGUAAUUGGUCAGGAGGUGCAGCUCUGGAAAUUAAAAGCACACUGUUUGCUGACAUUGAAUAUAACCUUACGAGAGAAAUUGAAAGUAAUAAGCUAUUGAGGGAUCCUAAACCAGUAGAACUCCCAGCCAAUAUUUUUGGAGUAAAUGCCUACUCGAACAUAAUAACUAAAAGCAUACCACUUGCAUCUUUUGGAAAUUUAAUACACCUUGGAUUGGGAUAUAAUAGGCUCACCGACUUGUCGUUCUUGAAUGAGUGCGAACAGUUGGCUUCCCUGGAUGUGAGCUUUAAUGACCUUGAUAACUUAGAAAGUACUAUUGGAAUACUAUCAAAAUUACCCAAACUAAUGUCGUUAAAUAUGCAAGGAAACUGCUUCUGCAUGUUUGACAGUUACAGAGGCGCUGUGCUAACAAAUGUGCCUCAAAUCAAAUUAUUGGAUAAUGAUGAACUCAAUGAAGAUCAAAGAAGGCGAUAUAUGGAGUUAUUUAAAGGGUUCGAAGGAGAAAAGAAGCCAGUGAGCUUUUAUGUAGAGCGAAUUGUUUCCAACAUUCAAGAGGACGAUGAAACAAAUAGAACUGAAUUUUCGAGAGAUUUACUUGGAAUUUUAAUUGCAAAAUUUGAUUUACUUUGGGAAAGAGGAUUCACAUUACCAGAUCCAAUACCGGAUGAAGAUGAAUCAUCCAAGACUGGAGAUGAAUUAAAAGCUCUCAUGAAAAAUCAAUGGGAGCAAAAGAACAAACUUCAAAAUGACAUUUCAACAGAAUCUCAAUCCAACCUUUCUCUUGGUGUGUCAAUAACUCUGCCAAGUGAAAUAUGGGAUAAUUAUGAAAAGGAUUGGAAGGAUCCAAAAAAGAGAAAGCAAGCCAGAGCCAAUACUCUUAAAGCAAAUCAACAAAAAAGACCAACCUCCAACACACCAAAGAAAUAA